AUGAUUAAAGCUACUUCAACAAUUCUACUGCUAAGUUUGGCCGUCCUGGUCGCUUCGGAGCCACUGCGGCAGAGAUUUGUACCGCGACGUGGGCUCGCACGGCAGGAGCAGGCAGCGCUACCAAGUCCUGCGCCCACAGGCUACCCAGAGGCAGGUGUUACUCCCGAAGUACCCUUCGAGCUGCCAAGCUCAACUGCUCAACCGGAAGCGAGAUAUCUGCCUCCAGAUAAUACCUAUGGACCGCCCGACAGCGUCUAUGGCCCACCCACUAGUGUGGAUGAGCAGCCGCAACUAGACGACUUGCCCGAGCCCCAGCCGGAGCCUGAACAGGCCAUCGAAACGGACGACAUACCAGAAGAAGAGACCCCUGUUGAUGCCAAACAGCAGCCAGCCGAAGAUGUGGAUGAAGAGCCAGUGCUUGUGCAAGUGGCCGAAGAUGGCACCGUGAUUGCUGUGUCCACGACACUAGACCAGCCCGACGAUAAGAAACCGGCCAGAAUCUAUCAACGUUUCCCACAGGCUCGCCGCAGGCAGCAGCCAGUGCCGGAGCGCUUGGUGCUGCGUCGCAGCUGGUAAAA
Messenger RNA from Drosophila hydei, 578 nucleotides. Its product is annotated as E3 ubiquitin-protein ligase RNF12-B. NCBI's taxonomy places the organism in Eukaryota, Metazoa, Arthropoda, Insecta, Diptera, Drosophilidae. Bases 1 to 576 code for a protein of 191 amino acids. The transcript has a single exon. The record is from RefSeq and is a predicted model, not a curated record.